AUGCCCCCUGGAUCGAUUAAUAUCAGUGAAAAGAACCAGGGAAAUGUCGGGGGAAGUUCUCAUCAGUCUGUGAGCAUUGACAAUCAAAGGCAGGUGGUGAAUGUUGACAACAACAACGGCUGGCACUCCUGGAACACCGUUUGGGAUUAUGGCACCGGCUACGCUGCAACCCGGAUAUUCGCCAAGAAAAUCUGCAUCGUUCACAAACUGAAUAAAGACAUCACGCCGAGUAUUGCCGCUCUUCCACAAGCCAUCAGGGAAAAGCAGAAGGAUCGUACUAAGGGACCUGCCCACAAGGAGAUUGCUUACAUAGUUUCUCCCAAGAGGAUCACUAACCUGUCCACAUAUGGGGAGUCGAUUAAUGCCAUGUGCAGAGGGCUUCAUACCUAUGCCGCUUAUGAAGUCAAAGCCAAUAGAGGGCACACUGUACUGCACCACCUUCGACGGAGGCGCCAAGCAGCCCAACAGCAUGGGCACAUCCAUAACCCCCACGACCCGGUUCCACUGCGCCACACCCGCCGCUCCCCGCCAAAUAGAGAGCGCUCCGAGACCCGAAGGCCCAACAGCGGCGGGAGCGCAGUACACGGCGGCGGCGAUAGAAGCACAGCCGCGGCGAAAGCUCGAACCGCAACGGCGGCAGCAGAGGAACACGGGCCGCGGCAGAAGCACAAUGAUGGCAAAGAGGCACAGUCAGUGGCAAAAAGAACACAGCCGUAG
This is a messenger RNA of Rhineura floridana, 717 nucleotides long. RefSeq names its product gastrokine 1 (gene GKN1). The transcript is spliced from 5 exons. Gene Ontology annotation, biological process: regulation of cell population proliferation. The record is from RefSeq and is a predicted model, not a curated record. The coding region runs from base 1 to 717 and encodes 238 amino acids. NCBI's taxonomy places the organism in Eukaryota, Metazoa, Chordata, Lepidosauria, Squamata, Rhineuridae.